Oreochromis niloticus (Nile tilapia) is the source of this 2405-nucleotide messenger RNA. RefSeq lists its product as uncharacterized. NCBI's taxonomy places the organism in Eukaryota, Metazoa, Chordata, Actinopteri, Cichliformes, Cichlidae. The record is from RefSeq and is a predicted model, not a curated record. The coding region runs from base 649 to 1929 and encodes 426 amino acids. The transcript is spliced from 5 exons. Gene Ontology annotation, biological process: regulated exocytosis. Gene Ontology annotation, cellular component: lysosomal membrane; trans-Golgi network membrane.
GUUUGUCUGUGAAAUGAAAUGAAUCACUGUAAUUGCUUCUGGAUGCCACAAAAUACAAGAUUCGUGAUUUGUGAAUGACCCGUCCUUUACGCGCAGCUUUCACGCGUGCGUUUUGCCUUCAUUUGAUUUAUUUAUCUAUCAAUAAAUGAGGUGUUUCCUGCAGCCGCUAAACUAAGCCCGAGAAGCUUCGUGGAGGAGGCAUCGUAUAAAGUUUUUGUUUUCAGAGAGUGGCUCAACACUGAGGGGAAAAUUAUUUUUCAGCGGGUUUUAAAGCCACAUACCCCUCCCCGCCCCCUACGCGCCACAUCCAGGCCAGCUCCGAUAACCGCCACCGACAUUUAUUCUCCCAGACCUUCAAGCCCCGUGGCUCCUAAUUGAUCUCUAUACAUGGUAAGGUCCUCGCUUGUUUGGAGAAACGUCGCCGUGCGCGCCUGCUCUACGCCACAGUUGGAUGUGGGCCAAGAAAACCCAGAGAAAAAUGCUCCAGAUUCAAUCUGCAGAUGUUAAUGAAGCCUUUGAAGACAAAGGCACGUGACUGAUGUUAUUUUACGCACACCUGGCAGACGCUUUUGUCCAUCUGAUGUUUUAAACUGAUCUUGGCCUGAUUUCCACCUGGACCUCUUCCUGCUCCUCUCAGGCUCUGUGACUAUGAGCACCUCGGGGCUUCAGGCCACUAACCGGCAGAAUGCGAAGGAGCUCGACAGCAUGAAGGAAUCCAUCAGCGAUAUCAUCAACCAGCUCCAGGACAUCGACCCGGCCAGGCUCUCCUUCUCCCCCUUCCUGGAUCUGGACACUCAGAUCUCUUUGGCUCCGGUGUCAGACAGCCCUGAGUCGUCGGUGGAGGAGCUGCACUCGUCCUCCCACUCUGUCUCCGGCUCCCAGCGCUCGCUGGAACCGCCACCAGCGACGGAUCAGCCAAGGAGCUCUGCUCCUUGCCACCAGCAGUCUGGCGUCAGCCUCCCAGAAGAGCCUCGAGCGCGUCGUGGGGAGGAGGGGGAGCUGGAUCAAACUCUUUCCAGUCCUAUCAUCGCGGCGCGCAAUUUGGACGCCGCCACGGAAAACUGCGUCGGCCCUCCAACCCCGGCCUCUCAGGGAGACAUUCCCAACGGCACAGACGCACCGAGAUGGAGUCCAGAAUCCGCCAAUCUGGACUGCACUGUGGACGAGGGUCGGCCUCUGAUAGGGCCGCCGCCGGAGAGCGUGGAGCUGGCUGUGUGGAGUUCCGAGGCCCGUGGAGAGACUUGCGUGGCUGCGCGGGAGGCUUCGGAUCGGGGACGAUGCCGCUGUUGCCAGUGCACAUGCUGUCAGAGCAGCCGAGUCCCCGCUUUCUUCUCGGUGCUGGCCUCGCUUCUGUGUGCGUCCGGGAUCCUCUAUGCACUCUAUUUCUACGUGCCCAUCAAACCCCCUGACUUCCCUGACGUAACCAGCCGCAUCGUUUUCACCUUGUGCUGCUGUGUGGUGGCUGCUGUCCCCAUCCUGCUCGCGAUGCUCAUGGGUGCAGCCUGCCAGUUCUGCAGCGGCUCCUUCGAUCUGCAGGAGUCGUUUCCCAGAAGAGGUGCGGUUCAGCAGCUUUUCGUCACCACCUCCCUGGAGCAGUUACUCCUCUACGUCCUGAACCUUGUUGUUAUGGCUGCGCUACUGCCUCAAGACCAGCUGAAGUUGGUGCCUAUCCUGGUCAUAAUGUUCAUCUUUGGAAGGCUUGUUUACUGGGUCGCCCUGAACACGUGCAUCUCCUGGCGAGGCUUCGGCUCCGGUCUGAGCGUCUUCCCGCUCCUCGCCAUGGUGGCUCUCAAUCUGUUCCUCAUGUACAUGCGCCAUCUCAGAGAGCCGCUUUUUGGCUCUCAGGACGUCCUCUAUAAUCAGGUCACUCCCUCUUCCUGGUCAUCACAGAGCCCGAGUCCCACACCAGACAUCCUGGACGCUCAGUGAUGAGGCGAGCUGCCUGCUUCCUUCUCCGAGAGGAGGAGAUCUUUCCAAAAAUAGCCCAUUCCUGUGGUCUGCAGUUCAGCACAGCUACCCAUGCUGCCACUGCAACCUCCGACUCUGUGACGGCUUGACUUGUGUUUUCUUGCUCCUCCCUAUACACAACCUUUUAUGUGGAUUCAUGCUUAUUAUCUGAAAUGCAAGAGCUCCGCCUGCUAGUGGCUGAGGAUGCCUUUGAACAAUGCUGUAGUCAUAAAACAUUUGUCCUUUUAAGCUAUUCCAGUGCCUACAUUUAAUGUUUGAACUCUAAAUACUUAAAAGCUCUGCUAUAUAUACAUACAUAUAUAUGGCUGGAUUUGGUUUGACCGAAACACGAGCAAAGCAGCUGCAGUUGUCAGACUUUAUUAUUAUUUGACAAAGUUUGUACAUGAUGAAGACAGAAUAAAAGCCAUUUUGUAAAAAAAAAAAAAACGAAUGAAAAA